UCUGGAAUCUAAAAAAAUCACAAUAUUGAAAAAAAAAUUCAUUGUCUUUAAAGUUGUCCAAAUGAAGUCCUUAGCAUUACUAAUAAAACAAAAACACAAACAUUUUAAGUGAUUUUGGCACUAGUGAUUUUGAACAUAAACGAAAAAUAAUUUUGAAACAUUCAAUGUGUGGUCCAGGAUCCCAGAUAGUUUUGUUUUGGUUUAUAUUUAAUUCGCUUUUUUUAUUUCAAGCUUUAUUGCUUCGUCUCGACUUCAAAACUUCCGAACGUGAGCGUUCACAACUUGUAGUCAAGGCAACGGACGCAAACGGACGGAGCUUGAGCUCUGAUUGGUCGCCGUCUCUCUGACUAUCUUGACUGACAGUUCAAUGCUGUGCUGUGAUUGGUCAAUGUCGAUGUUUAUCCCUCCGGGUAAAGAGCUUUAACGUGUUGAGAUUUACUUCAACACACUCGUUUUCAUUUGCCAGAACCGCUACAAGAGGUAACGCAAGCUAACUUAAACAAACAAUGCUUUGUAUUCUGCGUUGUCUUUCAUGAAAGCAGAAUGUAAUUGCAGGUUUUAUCAAUGCGAGAUUUAUAUUUAAUGUGAAUGAUUUUACGUGCCGGUGUACAAAUAUCAGUACAAAGCAUACUACUUUUAGUCCGUGUCGUGGCUUGCAGCAUUUAUCAGUAAUCAUUGAAAUGUUAAAAUAUAAUAUAAUUUAUACGUUAUGCUUUUAAAAAGGAACUCAGGCGUAAUUGUUGCACGCAUUUUCAGUGACGUGCAAGCGUAGUAUCUCUGUUGCCAUGACAACCUCUCGGCGUCGUGGUUUAUUUUUUAUACAUCUAGCUUAAAACUUGUUUUUAGUGUGUCGAAUCAAGACGUUUCGGUAUUAACAUGCUUUAUCAAAAUGUAUAACUUUACAAAAUACAUGUUUUCAUUCAUAGACCCAAACAAGAGCACAAACUAAUGACUGCUGAAAGAUUAGUCAACUGAGCACAGGAUGUUCCAAAGAUGCCAUUUUCACUUUGUUUCAUAAAAGUUUUAAUGUUAUAUUAGAUUGUAGUAACACAUUGGAUCCAACGGGUGGCACCAGAAACCGUCAAAACGAGAGGUUUAGGCGAGCUGUAGGCCAUAAAAUGUACCUGAAAUGUACCUCUCCUCACAUUUUCCUUACAUUUACUUGAACAGUUGUAGAUCAUUUCUCUAUUUGUCAAUAUUGUGAUGUAGCUCACGAGGCCGAGGCGCUGAGAAGGAUGCUGAGGGCUCGCCGCUCCACCAGCCCUGUCAAGGGGGCAUCUACCCAGCGCAGUCCCACCAGACACUCCCCUGUUAAAGGUGGCACGUACGAUUCAGAGCUAAUGAGGGUGUUACGAGAAAGAGAUGAACUGCAGAACAUGUUGGAGAAGCACGAGCGGCACCUCUCAGAGAUCCAGGGCAACGUUAAAGUGCUCACAGCCGAACGGGACAAGACCAGAAUGCACUACCAGCAGGCUCAAGAGGAGAUAGCGGCUCUACGUCGGGAGGUCAUGAUGUCAAAGGCUGCGCGAGGGCCCAAGAGCAGCGUAACCGCACAGAGCAUCCUAAAACGGGUGGAGGCCGAGCGAGACGAGGCCACAGCAGACCUCAACUGCAUGACCACAGAGAGAGACAGCCUGAGAGAGCGACUCAAGAUCUCUCAGGAGACAGCCAUCAGCGAGAGAGCUCACCUGGAGCAGAGGGUGGAGGACCUGCAGGCUGCUGUACUAACACUGGAGCAGGAGCGAGGGGAACAGAGAAGCAGGCACGCUCAAAUGAGGGAGACCGCGAUGGGUCUGGAGGAGGAAGUUCAAGUACUUGGGCGAAAACUCAGUGCCAGCGAAGAAGAGCUCAGCCGCCUCAGAAAUGAGUGCAGCAGCCUCAGACUGGCAAAUAAUCAGCUGGAAAUCUCUCUGAGUGAGAAUCAGCGAAGACUAACCAGCAGGAUUGGAGAGCUACAAAACGCUCACGAGAGAAAUAAAAUGCUGGACGAAAAGAACGACUCUCUCCUGAGGCAGGUGACUGCUACGCAAGAGGAAGUGAACGCGCUGCGGUGCACGGUCUCAGAGCUGGACCAGCACAGGGACUCACUGCAGGAACAACUGGAGAGAAAAAAAGAUCUGCUCAGCACAGCGAGUGAUGAGCUGGAUGAAAACGAGAAAACCAUUAGGAGCUUAAAACUGAGAAUCGAGGACCUUGAGACAACUCUAAUAACUCUGAGGGAGAACAUAGCUGGCAGAGAAAGAGAGCUGGAUGUAUUGAGGAGGAAGCUGUCUGACUCUGAAAGCGAGAUGGGCACAGCGAUGAAAGCCAAAGAUGCCACACUACAAGAGAACAUUCAGCUCAGGGACGACCUUGAAAAAGCACGCCUGGAAAUUCAGAAUCGACAGCUCAAGCUGGAUGAAGCUAAUGAGGAAAUAGAAGACUUGCAGACAAAAGUAGAAGUUCACAUUGCCGACAUCUCCCGCACUGAAGAUCUGUUGUCUGUUAAGGAGCGCGAGUGCAGAGAACUCCAAGAGUCUCGAAGGAAAGUGUCUCUUCAGAUGGAAAGCUGGGAGGAACAGGCCAGACACGCUGAAACCACUGUCAUCGAACUCCGUCUCGAGCUUCACAACUCUAACUUAGAGAUACUCCGACUCAAAGAAAGAGCGGACAGCCUGGAGAGCAGCCUGCAACAGGCGCUGAGUGCAGAGCGGAGUUGUACUGGUCAGCUGUCUCAGCUGAACCGAAAGAUGAUUCACAUGGAGGAAGAUCUUCGCCAGGCCCAGACCGAGCGUGCACAGGUGCAGACUGACCUGGAAAAAACACGGGAGCUCUGCGUCAAACUGGAUGCCAGCAAAGAAGCUGUGCAGCGAGAGCUGGAAUCGUGCCGCUCUGAGAUCGAGCUGUUACAGAAGCAGCUGAGCGGCGAACGUCUGUCUGUUCAGACUUUGGAGAGCUUGCUGGUGUCUUCAAGAGAAAAGGAGCUACAGAGGCAGCUCAGCUCUCAGGAAAGACAGACUGAAAUACAAAUUCUCAAGGACAAACUCAGCAUGGCCGACAGCAAAGUGAGUUCACAGAGUAGGGAAAUGGCUCAGCUGAGGACACGAUCAUCCCAGCUGGAGGCGAAUCUUGAGAUGACCAAGAGAUGCCUGGCCACUGAACGCUUUGAAAGGGAGCGUGCGGCACAGGAGCUGCGCAGACAAGGGCUCUCAGCUAUUUCUCCUGUCCUCUCCUCCACUAUGCGCUCCUCAUCCACUUCCCGUCAUCGCUCGCUGAGUCCUCACAGAUCGUGGUCUCCGGAGCGCUCUCAUCACAGCACACCCGACCCACCUCUUGUGUCACAUUACCCUGACAUGAGUCUGACUUUCAGGGACCUUUAUGACUGAAUCAUCUCAAUACUCUAAUGAUUCUGAAGACAGCCAGUAGACUCAUAUAAGAUUUUACAAGAUUUACCGUGACAUUGCUCAUGUAUUUCAAUAAAUCAAAUGUUUAUUGUGA
Puntigrus tetrazona (Sumatra barb) is the source of this 3477-nucleotide messenger RNA. It is a transcript of the gene tsga10, whose product is annotated as testis specific, 10. The record is from RefSeq and is a predicted model, not a curated record. The transcript has 16 exons. Lineage: Eukaryota; Metazoa; Chordata; Actinopteri; Cypriniformes; Cyprinidae. The coding region runs from base 1236 to 3365 and encodes 709 amino acids.